UUUGGAUCAAAACAAAGGGUGGGUCUUAGAGCAUAGGGCUUUCAAUGAGAUCAACGGAAGGGAAGUGGAAUAUAAAGAUUCAAUCCCCAAUUUUUCGAGAGUCAGCUGGUGGGAAAGGUGGGUGAUUUGAAGAAUGGCGAGGGGACCCGAAAACGGUUGAAGAUAUCAGUUCCUCACUUUGAUAACUCAGACUUGAUCAUGAGUUACUCUAAGACGUUGAUUGGGAGAUGCAUGAAUCCGGAGGAACAAGAUGCUAAAGCUUUGCUGGUGAUGCUCCUGAAGAUAUGGAAGGUGCGGAUGUUCCAGUUUCAUUUUGAGAAGGAUGAGGACAUCGAGACUCUGUUGGAGAUGCAGCCAUUUCAUUUUGAUUACUGGAUGCUCACUUUAGCUCGAUGGCAACCAAGGAUGUCAAGGAGUCUCCCAUCGGAGAUCCCGUUUUGGAUCAAAGUUGAAGGUGUCCCGAUAGAGUUUUGGUCAACUUCAACUUUCCAGAGCAUAGGAGAUGCAAUUGGUGAAACAAGGAAUGUGGACCUGAAUUAUGGAAAUAUGCGGGUGGUGCUUGAUGGCUUCAAAGAGCUAUGCUUCGAUACAACUGUGGAUUUUAAGGGUGGUGAGUUCUAUGAGGAGGAGGAGGCACCAGUUUCUUUGAAAUAUGAGAAGCUUUUUGGGUUUUGCAAGAUAUGUUCCAGUCUUUGCCACGAUGAAGAUCACUGUCCUCUGAGUACAAAAAGUUUCGUGAAGAAAAAGGAGAUCAAGGAGGACUUAGGGAGCAGGAAAGAUGAUUGUGCAAGAAGUUAAAAGGGAGUGGUGAUCAAGGGAGAUGUGAGCCAUCAGGAGAACGUUAAGGAUCCGAGAGGGUAAUACGGGAAAGGAAAAGGUAAAAUGCACGAUGAGCAUGAUACCAAGUGGGUUCAGGUCCCUGAAAGAGGAAACAAGCGAUCUUCCUUUUACCGGAACAACAACAUAGUGGAAGAAGGGAGCUCAAGGUAUAGAAGUUCUCGCUGGGAGCAAACAAGGAAUCAAAGGCAGGAUGAUAGGGACCGAACACAUCGUGGUUUAAAACGUGAGAAGAGUCCUUUGGAUAAGGUACGAGAGGAACCAAAGGAGGAUGGGGAGAUUCAGGAUAUAGUGAGUACCAAGAGGAGUCUUCUGCUGGAGAAGAAGUUAACAUUACCUAACAUCCCACCAGUGACGCAGCAGGACGCUCAUAGUAGCAACAUUAAUGUUGUAGAGGUAAAUGCGAGGUCGGUGGAGAUGGAAAGUGAUUUGAAUAUUGCUUUAGCUGAUGUGAGUAUGAAUAAUGGUUUAGAGGUGGCUCAGGAACCGGUAGAAACUAGGAAGUGUAGUUUGGAUAAUGAGGUAAUGGAGGUAGAUGAAACUGGGAUUAAAUGUUGUGGGCAACAAAGGGUUUGGCUAUGAUGAUGAUGAUCUCCAAAACUUAACUGAUGAGGAGCUUGAGGAAAUGGAUACUUUACCGGAGGGUGCGAUAGUGAGCACGAAGGGCGAAUCUCAAUUAGGGGAAGCUGGAGAUAAGGGAGUAUUAGCUGCUGAUGAGGAGAAGAAGAAAGGCGCUCGUAAGGUUCUGUUCAAACAGACAAUCAGGUCAGCAUGAACUACCAAAAAGAGGUUUGUUCAUGCACUAAUUUCUCCAGAUAAAAAUGCUCCACCUAAGACAGGAAAGCGCUAGGGAGAAGGCGCAAGGCAGACAAAGGAGAAGAGUCCAUCAAACCCAAAAUCCACCUCUUCAAAGCAACCAU
This is a messenger RNA of Brassica oleracea var. oleracea, 1757 nucleotides long. RefSeq lists its product as uncharacterized. NCBI's taxonomy places the organism in Eukaryota, Viridiplantae, Streptophyta, Magnoliopsida, Brassicales, Brassicaceae. Bases 199 to 798 code for a protein of 199 amino acids. The record is from RefSeq and is a predicted model, not a curated record. The transcript has 2 exons.